Molecule: messenger RNA, 3670 nt
Organism: Lepus europaeus (European hare)
Lineage: Eukaryota; Metazoa; Chordata; Mammalia; Lagomorpha; Leporidae
Gene: INPP5B
Product: inositol polyphosphate-5-phosphatase B
Biological process (GO): phosphatidylinositol dephosphorylation; signal transduction
Cellular component (GO): membrane; cytosol
Molecular function (GO): inositol-1,4,5-trisphosphate 5-phosphatase activity; phosphatidylinositol-4,5-bisphosphate 5-phosphatase activity
Source: RefSeq, a predicted model, not a curated record
AUGGACCAGUCUGUGGCCAUCCAGGACACUCUGGCGGAGGGCGAAUAUUGCGUCAUCGCCGUACAAGGUACGCUUUGCGAGGGAGACAGCCGGCAGAGCCGCCUCCUGGGGCUCGUGCGCUACCGCCCAGACGACGGUCACCAGGAACACGCUCUCUUCCUGUACACGCACCGGAGGAUGGCCAUCACUGGGGAUGACGUCUCCUUGGACCAGAUAGUGCCGGUCUCACGGGAUUUUACGCUGCAAGAAGUGUCCCCAGAUGGUGAACCCUACAUCCUUGGCUCGGAUGUGACUGUCCAGCUGGACACAGCGGAGCUCAGCCUCGUAUUCCAGCUUCCCUUUGGCUCACAUACCAAGAUGUUCCUCCAGGAAGUCGCCAGGGCCUGGCCAGGCUUCGACGAGACGACCCGAGAUCCCCAGUUCCAGUGGCUGUCUCGAUACAGGUGCGCAGAGCCGGACGCCGAGCUGCCCUCGCCGCGCGGUUGGAACUCGAGCCCUGGAACCUGGCCCCGGUGUGCGAUCAUUGGUGGAGGCAGGUAUCCAUCUCGGAGAGGGAGGUGGGGAUUGGAGGAGGCUGCCUCCCCCCAGGGGGCGGGCUUCGUUCUGUUUGGGGGCGGAGCUAUGGAGCGUACGGACUUGCGAUUGGUGGAGGUGGCAUGCGGGGGCAAUCCCGUCUGCGGGCGGGGCGGGCGGCGGGAUGAAGAGCUUGAGGAAGCUGGCAGGGAAAUGUCUGCCGCUGCCCGCUCUCGGGAGCGCGACUCCGCAGGUGGUUCUAACUUGGACGAUUUAAGGCCGAAAGGGAAAGGUCUGCUUAUGGACCAAAGCUCCAAGGGACAGGAUAAACCAGAAAACUUGCUCACAAGACAGAAUAAAUACAAGUCUGAAAUUACUGACAUGGUUCACUCCUCUACUGUCACAGUAUCAGACAAGGCUCAUAUUUUAUCCAUGCAGAAGUUUGGAUUGAGAGAUACCAUUGUGAAGUCAGAACUGAUACAGAAGGAAGAGGAUUAUACCUAUGUCCAGAACUUCAGGUUUUUCGUGGGAACAUACAAUGUCAAUGGACAGUCCCCCAAAGAAUGCCUCCGCCCCUGGCUGAGCCACAGUGCAGAGGCGCCCGACAUAUAUUGCGUAGGGUUCCAGGAACUUGAUCUGAGUAAGGAAGCCUUUUUCUUUCAUGAUACCCCAAAGGAGGAGGAGUGGUUUAAAGCCGUAUCAGAGGGUCUUCACCCAGAUGCCAAGUAUGCAAAGGUGAAGCUCAUCCGGUUAGUUGGAAUUAUGCUGCUCUUGUAUAUCAAACAGGAACAUGCAGCAUUUAUCUCAGAAGUGGAAGCUGAGACUGUGGGAACAGGGAUCAUGGGAAGGAUGGGUAACAAAGGCGGCGUGGCCAUCAGGUUCCGGUUCCACAACACCAGCAUCUGCAUUGUGAAUUCUCACUUGGCAGCCCACACAGAAGAGUACGAGAGGAGGAACCAGGACUAUAAAGACAUCUGCUCUCGAAUGCAGUUUUGUCAGGUCGACCCCAGCCGCCCCCCUCUCACCAUCAGCAAGCACGAUGUGAUCUUGUGGCUGGGGGACCUCAACUACAGGAUAGAAGAGUUGGAUGUGGAAAAGGUGAAAAAGCUCAUCGAAGAGAAGGCCUUUCAAACCCUGUAUGCCUAUGAUCAGCUGAAAAUUCAGGUGGCUGCAAAGGCUGUCUUCGAGGGCUUCACAGAAGGGGAGCUCACCUUCCAGCCUACCUAUAAGUACGAUACUGGCUCUGACAACUGGGACACCAGCGAGAAGUGUCGAGCCCCUGCCUGGUGCGACCGGAUCCUCUGGAAAGGGAAGAACAUCACUCAGCUGAGUUAUCAGAGCCACAUGGCCCUGAAGACCAGUGACCACAAGCCUGUCAGCUCGGUGUUUGACAUCGGGGUGAGGGUCAUCAAUGAAGAGCUUUAUCGGAAGACUCUGGAGGAAAUUGUUCGCUCCCUGGAUAAAAUGGAAAAUGCCAACAUCCCCUCUGUAUCCCUCUCUAAGAGAGAGUUCUGUUUCCAGAAUGUGAAAUACAUGCAAUUGCAAGUAGAAUCCUUUACAAUUCAUAAUGGACAAGUGCCCUGCCAGUUUGAAUUCAUCAACAAGCCUGAUGAAGACUCUUAUUGUAAGCGGUGGCUAAGUGCCAGCCCCAGCAAGGGUUUCCUCCUGCCAGAUUCUGACAUUGAGAUUGAGUUGGAGCUCUUUGUGAAUAAGACCACAGCUACAAAGCUCAACUCCGGUGAAGACAAAAUUGAGGACAUUCUGGUUUUGCACUUGGAAAGGGGAAAGGAUUACUUUCUGUCUGUGUCUGGGAACUACCUGCCCAGCUGUUUCGGGUCUCCCAUUCAUACGUUGUGCCACAUGAGGGAGCCGAUCCUAGACCUGCCACUUGAGACUGUUAGUCAGCUGACACUGAUGCCAGUGCACACUGAAGAUGAUGGGAGCCAGCUGGAGAGACCCAUGGACAUCCCCAAAGAGCUCUGGAUGAUGGUCGAUUACCUGUACAGAAAUGCUAUGCAGCAGGAAGAUCUGUUUCAGCAACCAGGCCUGAGGUCUGAAUUUGAACAUAUCAGGGACUGUUUGGAUACUGGGAUGAUUGAUAACCUCUCUGCUAGCAAUCAUUCCGUAGCCGAAGCCUUGCUGCUUUUCCUGGAGAGCCUGCCAGAGCCUGUCAUCUGUCACAGCGCCUACCAUAACUGCUUGGAGUGUUCUGGCAACUACACAGCAAGCAAACAGGUAAUUUCUACUCUUCCCACAUUCCACAAAAAUGUCUUCAACUACUUGAUGGCCUUUUUGCAAGAGUUGCUGAAAAAUUCAACAAAGAAUCACUUGGAUGCGAAUAUCCUAGCUAGCAUAUUUGGAAGCUUACUGCUUCGAAACCCGGCUGGUCAUCAAAAGCUUGAAAUGGCAGAAAAGAAGAAGGCCCAAGAGUUUAUUCACCAGUUCCUCUGCAACCCACUCUGAGCCGGUCUCCUUCUUGCUUUACCUGAGGCAAGCAAUCACUAGCCCCACCUGUUUCAACUCCAGUGAUGCCACCUGGCAGGAAGAAUGGCAGCUGCCUGUUUGCUGAGCCACGCCACCUUUCUCUCGCCGUUGGUUAGCACACGCAGUGCUACUGUGAGUUGUGACGACGUGGGAAAGAGCCACCAUAAUAAAACUGACACUUGAUGUUCUCACCCUUAGUUCUUUAACACGGAUAAUUUCUACUCAUUUUUUAUUUAAGAUAAAAUUAAAAAAAAAAAAUUGUACUUGUGCUCACUCAACCAGUCUCCAGGGCAUAGUCAGUGCCUUCCCUGUUGCCUGGCCUGCGCACCCCAUGAUCAGAUAUUUGAACACGUUUUGGAGUCCUGAAAGGAGGAUGAAUUGGACAGCAAGGACACGAGGUGCUGCUGGACCAACAGGCCGGGGCCACCCCAGACACUUCUUCCAGGGUUCUGAGGACACGGGUAUACGCACAAGGAAACUCUACCCCCUUCCUGCCCAGACAUGGCUGGUCACUCAGCCUCUGAGGGCAAUGCAGUGGCUUACAAAUGUCAGCACUGAGGCAAUAGGUGUUCUGGUGAAGCAAGUGGGAAUUUCUGGGCCAGCAAAUCCUCUGUCAUGUAAAUAAUGCAUACUCUCACAUGUGUAAUAUAUUUUAAUGAUAAAUAUAUUUUUA